Linum trigynum is the source of this 3352-nucleotide messenger RNA. The record is from the annotation of a GenBank genome assembly. Lineage: Eukaryota; Viridiplantae; Streptophyta; Magnoliopsida; Malpighiales; Linaceae.
CACUACCCUAUAAACAUUGGCCAAAAACUCUUUUGAGAGUCUUUCGUAAAUUAUUCUCGUUCUUGCAAACGAGGAUAUCGCGCAAAUCUUCACCAUCUUCCGAUUCCUGAAAAGAUAGCAGGCAGCACAAACACAUCAAUGAAUGACACCAUCCAUCCGCACUCAUAGGUCGCAUCACAAGACUAAUUCUCCCCCGCACACAAAAAUAUCUCAUGACCCCAUCAAUUUUCGGAAAUACAAGUCUUUGUUCGUUGCUUCAUCCGCCAGUUGAGAGAUUAGGUAAGAGUUGGUUACAUUUUUAAUGUUUUUUCUUCAUGUAAACACGAAUUUUAGUUUGCAAAUAGUAAAUCCUAUCCUAGCUCUAUCAGUAAGAAAAAAAUCUAAAAUUGCAAAUAUGUAACUUGACAAUGGUUGUCACGCGGGCCGGCGUGCCACUGGUUGAACCUAUACCAAUCAUAAAACCGGCAUGACACUACAGGUAUGACCGGCAUGAUCGAUAUACGAAUCUUCAAGUAAAAAUAAUCUUACCUUAGUGAAUUUAAUUGAUAAAAAGUAAUUUAUUAUUUAUUUUAUGGGUUAAAAAGUUAAAUGUUAAUGUUAUUUGUUGGAUCCAAGUACAAAUAUUUAGGUAUUGACGUUAAAUGUCGUGUUUAAAUAUGAGUAUUUAUAAAUUAUUUGUAAUAUUAACCGGUAUAAACCGGCACAAACCGAUACGUACCACCGGUCGAACCAUUCCACUUGCUAAACCGGCACACUAGCAUAAACCGGUUUGACAACCUUCCUUAACAUUGAUCACUGAUUUGCUUAUUCCGAAACUUCCAGGCGUUACAGUCUGCAAUUAUGUUCCUAGUUUUCUUUUUCCGACGGGACCAAGAAGCAAAAUUCCAAUUUCUCCAUCGUAAAGAACGCGCCCCAAACCCCAGUUCCCGCAAUUUCCAAACCAUUGACUUCUUCUUCCUCUCUCCAUUAAAUUCCACCCUUCUCCUUGACAGAUCUCGCUUCAAGCACUGAUCCCCUUUCCCCUCAAUCAGAAAAAAAAAAUGGAGCGAACCACUUUAGAGAUCAACUUGAUCUCCGCCCAACGCCUCAAGAGCGUCAAUCUGAUCUCCAAGAUGGACGUGUACGCCGUCGUUUCCAUCUCCGGCGACCCCUCCAAUCAGCCCGUCAGGACCCCUGUCGCCGGAGGCGCCAGCCCCACCUGGAACUUCCCGAUCAGGUUCGCCGUCGACGGGGCGGCGGCGGAACAGGAUGAUCGCGUCAGCCUCGUCGUCAAGCUGCGAUGCGAGCGCGCCUUGCUCGGCGACAGGGACGUAGGCGAGGUCGUCGUCCCGAUCAAGGAGCUCUUGAUCGGCGGAGGAGGAAAGGGUGGUAUGAAGUUCGUCAGCUACCAGAUCCGCCGGCCUUCGGGGAAGCCCGGCGGCGAAUUGAACUUCUCGUACAAAUUGGGCGAGAAUUCGGGUUCCGCCGCCGCGGCGAAAUUGGAGGGUAAUAAGUCCGAUGAGCCGGUCACCGCCUAUCCCGCUGCGGCGGUGGGUACGAGUACCAGCUUCGGCGGUGGGUACCCGCCGGUGAAUUCGGGCUACGCUGCCUAUCCUCCUCCGCCGCCGCCGCAGCAGUAUGUCGGUUACCCUUCGGUGGCUCCAGCGGGUUACGGGUACUACCCGCCGCCGCCUCCGGGUGGGUACGGGUACCCGCCGGGUCAGCAAGCUGGGUACGGGUAUCCGCCGGGUCAGCCAGCCGGGUACGGGUACCCGCCGCCGGUGGUUGUGCAGCCGCAGCAGCAACAGAAGAAGAAGAACAAGUUUGGGAUGGGAUUAGGGGCGGGAUUGCUGGGAGGAGCGAUUGGUGGGCUUUUGAUCGGAGAUAUGGUGUCCGACGUCGGGGCUUAUGAUGCCGGGUACGAUUCCGGGUUCGCCGAUGCCGGAGGAUUCGACUUCUAGAAUUGUGGGUUUCUUCACUUUCUUGUAUGUGUAAGUUUGGUUGUAGAUUUCAAGAGUUUGGUAAAUGUCGUCGUCUCCAAUGUAACACAUUCUAGAACUUGUGUUGUGAAAUGGCUUUCUUGUAAUUUGGCCUUUCAAUAAACUCAAAUACGGGCGUUGGUGAAUCGAAAUCGAUCAACAAGCAAAAAUUUAGUAUUGAGUAGUACUACUUCAAGUAUCUCAAUAUUCAUAUAGAUCCAAUACCGUCAACUAAAGAUAUUAAAUACAUAUGCUUCUAUUUAUGAUUAAACAUCAAGCUAAAUUAACUUAAGUCAAUGGCUAAGAGGCAGCUUAACAUAUAUCUUAAUAUCUCUUUAAGAAAAGCUACACAAGCCUUCAAUCAAAUAUAUGAAAAUAUUUGGGAAACAUAUAAUAGACCAGUCCCACCAUCCCUCAGAUUAGGGAUGGCAAUUUCGACCUUACUCGUUUUACCCGACCUGUUUGACCUGUUUUGGGCGGGUCCGACCCGCCCUGUAGGCGGGGCGGGGCGGGCAUGGGUAGUCUCAUCGACCCGACCUGCCUUGACCCGCCCCAUUCUCAACCCGUUCUUGUCUAAAUUACAUGUAAUCUUAGUCAAAUUACUUAGGAUUUUCCUUUUAUUGCAUCAUAUUUUAGCUAUAAUAAAGUUGUAAAUUAGUGAAAACCUCAAUUUCUCCAAUAAUUUAACUACAAUUGUCAUAAUAUUGUUUGUUUUCUUAGUCUUAUAAUAAAAAUAAUGAAUAUUUCUAAUAUUUUUCAUAUAAAUUGCAUACCCAUUGGGUCGACCUGCCCCGACCCGUGACCCGUGAUCAAUUACCCGACCUGGACCCGACUUGCCACGGAGCGGGUCUGGGUACCAAGAAAUCCGCCCCGGACCUGCCCCAUUGCCAUUCCUACAUGAGAUAAAGGCUCUCACUUAGAAUUGAAUAUGUAAUAGGGCUGUAAUGAUCCGAGGCAAGUUUUUCUAUGGUUUAGGUUUGUCUCGUUAAAAUAAUUCCAAACUCGAACUUGGUUCAAGUUCGACACGAGUAUUAAUAGACAAGUUCGAACUCGGCUCGUCAACUGAGCUUAGCAAACAAGCAAAACACCAGUUUAGCUGACAAAAUGUCGAUCGUAGCUCUAGCUCGAGCUCGAACUUGGCUCACAAGACACCAACAACAAACAUUUAAAGGCUUUCGAGCUUGUUUGCGAUCGAGCUGAACAUGUCAUGGUACGAGCUCGACUCGUUUAUAGACAAGCUUGUUCGCUAGCCAGCUAAGUUAAAAACGAGUUACAUGUCGAACAAAUUUUAUCGAAUCGAACGUCGAAUCGUUCACGAGCGGCUUGAUUCAUUUACAACCUAUAUACAAGUCAAAACAUAAGCAAAAUGGUAGUAACAAAACAUUAUAUUACAA